Zymoseptoria tritici IPO323 is the source of this 1167-nucleotide messenger RNA. RefSeq lists its product as uncharacterized. The transcript has a single exon. Gene Ontology annotation, cellular component: ERMES complex. NCBI's taxonomy places the organism in Eukaryota, Fungi, Ascomycota, Dothideomycetes, Mycosphaerellales, Mycosphaerellaceae. Gene Ontology annotation, molecular function: lipid binding. Bases 1 to 1167 code for a protein of 388 amino acids. The record is from RefSeq and is a predicted model, not a curated record. Gene Ontology annotation, biological process: phospholipid transport; mitochondrion organization.
AUGUCCGUCGACAUCAACUGGGAGACUCUGACUGGCGGUCCAGAUGGUGAAGCGUUGGCGGAAACCAUCCGCGACUUCGUCCACGAAAGGUUUCAAUCUCUGCCCCUCCCGAAGUUGAUUCGCUCCAUCACGGUUCAUGGCUUCGAAUUUGGGAAGAUCCCGCCAGCCAUCGUGCUGAAGGAUAUAUGCGAUCCACUGCCCGACUUCUACGACACGGAAGAGGACGAUGCCACGACCGAUGAUGAUAGUCGACAUCGUGGCGAGACCAAAGAGCCUCAGCAGCAAGGAAUUCGACAUUCGACGACUCGUGACUUGCGAGGUGCCGCCGGCUCUCGCCGUCAAUCUGAGCUGGACAUCCUUGAUCGUUCGGCGACAACUACUCUGACUCGUGGUACCACGCCUGGGGUCUUGGGAACGACGUCCAACCUUGGUUACUUCCAUCUCCCGAUGUCAGCAGGCUUGUCGGGAACUCAAACACCUCUGGCGGCCGUGGCAGGGGCGCAUUUUCCGACUGUCUCGCACCCGCCGCAUCCUCAGCAUCAUCACUCGCAAUCUUUCAGCUCUGUUUCACCAAAUUCCACAGCCACGCCUGUCUCAUCACACGGUCAUGGCUACUUCGACAAUGCUGCAGAGUCAGCGACGGUGGAAGAUGACGAUAUCCCGACGCAACCGCUGAAUGAAGACCAGCCAGACAGAAGCUCAGAAGACAUGCAGGUCGUCUUCCAUGCCACUUAUGCUGGCGACGUCAGACUCUCUCUAACAGCGGACGUGUUUCUCGACUACCCCAUGCCAAGCUUUGUCGGAAUUCCGCUGAAGCUCAGAAUCACAGGAUUCACCUUCAACGGCAUCGGAAUCUUGGCUUACAUCAAGAAGCGUGCGCAUCUAUCGUUCCUCAAUCCAGAGGAUGCGGAAGCACUGGUCGGUGGAGAGCCAAGCAUGCAAACGUCAGACGAAAAGCAAGAGACGAGCCCGAAUGGAGACCCAACGCCAAGCAAAGUCGGCGCACUUCUUGAGGACAUCAAAAUUGAAAGCGAAAUGGGGGAGACCGAGAGCGGAAGGCAAGUUUUGAAGAACGUUGGCAAGAUCGAAAAGUUCAUCCUGGAGCAAGUUCAACGCAUCUUCGAGGACGAAUUUGUGUAUCCAAGCUUCUGGACAUUCCUCGUUUGA